CCACGACUCCGUGAAGCUGAUCAAGUUUGCGGACGACACCACCCUCAUUGGACUCAUCUCCAACAACGAUGAGUCCGCCUACAGGAGGGAGGUGGACCGGCUGGUGUCCUGGUGCAGUGGUAACAACCUGGAGCUGAACGCCCAGAAGACAGUGGAGAUGAUUGUGGACUUCAGGAAGAGCACUGUCCCCCCGCCCCCACCCUCCCUGAUGGACUCCCCCAUCACCUCUGUGGAGUCCUUCCGUUUCCUGGGCACCACCAUCACCCAGGACCUCAAGUGGGAGCCGACCAUCAGCUCCCUCAUCAAGAAGGCCCAGCAGAGGAUGUACUUCCUGCGGCAGCUCAGGAAAGCCAAGCUGCCUGCACAGAUGUUGGUGCAGUUCUACACGGCCAUCAUCGAGUCCAUCCUCACCUCCUCCAUCACCGUGUGGUUCGCUGGAGCCACAGUCAGGGACAAACAGAGACUACAGCGCAUUGUGCGCUCUGCAGAGGAAGUGAUCGGCCGCAGCCUUCCAUCGCUGCAGGACCUUGCAGCUGUGUGUGGGGGGGAGUCUCCACCUGCAGCUGUGGAUGUGUGGGGGGAGUCUCCACCUGCAGCUGUGGAUGUGUGUGGGAGGGGAGUCUCCACCUGCAGCUGUGGAUGUGUGUGGGAGGGGAGUCUCCACCUGCAGCUGUGGAUGUGUGUGGGGGGAGUCUCCACCUGCAGCUGUGGAUGUGUGGGAGGGGAGUCUCCACCUGCAGCUGUGGAUGUGUGUGGGAGGGGAGUCUCCACCUGCAGCUGUGGAUGUGUGGGGGGGAGUCUCCACCUGCAGCUGUGGAUGUGUGGGGGGGAGUCUCCACCUGCAGCUGUGGAUGUGUGGGAGGGGAGUCUCCACCUGCAGCUGUGGAUGUGUGUGGGAGGGGAGUCUCCACCUGCAGCUGUGGAUGUGUGGGGGGGAGUCUCCACCUGCAGCUGUGGAUGUGUGGGGGGAGUCUCUCCACCUGCAGCUGUGGAUGUGUGUGGGAGGGGAGUCUCCACCUGCAGCUGUGGAUGUGUGUGGAAGGAGAGUCUCCACCUGCAGCUGUGGAUGUGUGUGUGGGAGGGGAGUCUCUCCACCUGCAGCUGUGGAUGUGUGUGGGAGGGGAGUCUCCACCUGCAGCUGUGGAUGUGUGUGGGAGGGGAGUCUCCACCUGCAGCUGUGGAUGUGUGUGGGAGGGGAGUCUCCACCUGCAGCUGUGGAUGUGUGGGGGAGGGGAGUCUCCACCUGCAGCUGUGGAUGUGUGUGGGAGGGGAGUCUCCACCUGCAGCUGUGGAUGUGUGGGAGGGGAGUCUCCACCUGCAGCUGUGGAUGUGUGUGGGAGGGGAGUCUCCACCUGCAGCUGUGGAUGUGUGUGGGAGGGGAGUCUCCACCUGCAGCUGUGGAUGUGUGGGGGAGGGGAGUCUUCACCUGCAGCUGUGGAUGUGUGUGGGAGGGGAGUCUCCACCUGCAGCUGUGGAUGUGUGGGGGGGAGUCUCCACCUGCAGCUGUGGAUGUGUGGGGGAGGGGAGUCUCCACCUGCAGCUGUGGAUGUGUGUGGGAGGGGAGUCUCCACCUGCAGCUGUGGAUGUGUGUGGGAGGGGAGUCUCCACCUGCAGCUGUGGAUGUGUGGGAGGGGAGUCUCCACCUGCAGCUGUGGAUGUGUGGGAGGGGAGUCUCCACCUGCAGCUGUGGAUGUGUGUGGGAGGGGAGUCUCCACCUGCAGCUGUGGAUGUGUGGGGGAGGGGAGUCUCCACCUGCAGCUGUGGAUGUGUGGGGGGGAGUCUCCACCUGCAGCUGUGGAUGUGUGUGGGAGGGGAGUCUCCACCUGCAGCUGUGGAUGUGUGGGGGGGAGUCUCCACCUGCAGCUGUGGAUGUGUGGGGGGGAGUCUCCACCUGCAGCUGUGGAUGUGUGGGGGGGAGUCUCCACCUGCAGCUGUGGAUGUGUGUGGGAGGGGAGUCUUCACCUGCAGCUGUGGAUGUGUGUGGAAGGAGAGUCUCCACCUGCAGCUGUGGAUGUGUGUGGGAGGGGAGUCUUCACAUGCAGCUGUGGAUGUGUGGGAGGAGAGUCUCCACCUGCAGCUGUGGAUGUGUGGGAGGGGAGUCUCCACCUGCAGCUGUGGAUGUGUGUGGGAGGAGAGUCUCCACCUGCAGCUGUGGAUGUGUGUGAGGAGAGUCUCCACCUGCAGCUGUGGAUGUGUGUGGGAGGGAGUUUCUUCACCUGCAGCUGUGGAUGUGUGGGAGGGGAGUCUCCACCUGCAGCUGUGGAUGUGUGUGAGGAGAGUCUCCACCUGCAGCUGUGGAUGUGUGUGGGAGGGAGUCUCUUCACCUGCAGCUGUGGAUGUGUGGGAGGGGAGUCUCCACCUGCAGCUGUGGAUGUGUGUGGGGGAGGGGAGUCUCCACCUGCAGCUGUGGAUGUGUGUGGGAGGGGAGUCUCCACCUGCAGCUGUGGAUGUGUGUGGGAGGGGAGUCUCCACCUGCAGCUGUGGAUGUGUGGGAGGGGAGUCUCCACCUGCAGCUGUGGAUGUGUGGGAGGGGAGUCUCCACCUGCAGCUGUGGAUGUGUGUGGGAGGGGAGUCUCCACCUGCAGCUGUGGAUGUGUGGGGGAGGGGAGUCUCCACCUGCAGCUGUGGAUGUGUGGGGGGGAGUCUCCACCUGCAGCUGUGGAUGUGUGUGGGAGGGGAGUCUCCACCUGCAGCUGUGGAUGUGUGGGGGGGAGUCUCCACCUGCAGCUGUGGAUGUGUGGGGGGGAGUCUCCACCUGCAGCUGUGGAUGUGUGGGGGGGAGUCUCCACCUGCAGCUGUGGAUGUGUGUGGGAGGGGAGUCUUCACCUGCAGCUGUGGAUGUGUGUGGAAGGAGAGUCUCCACCUGCAGCUGUGGAUGUGUGUGGGAGGGGAGUCUUCACAUGCAGCUGUGGAUGUGUGGGAGGAGAGUCUCCACCUGCAGCUGUGGAUGUGUGGGAGGGGAGUCUCCACCUGCAGCUGUGGAUGUGUGUGGGAGGAGAGUCUCCACCUGCAGCUGUGGAUGUGUGUGAGGAGAGUCUCCACCUGCAGCUGUGGAUGUGUGUGGGAGGGAGUUUCUUCACCUGCAGCUGUGGAUGUGUGGGAGGGGAGUCUCCACCUGCAGCUGUGGAUGUGUGUGAGGAGAGUCUCCACCUGCAGCUGUGGAUGUGUGUGGGAGGGAGUCUCUUCACCUGCAGCUGUGGAUGUGUGGGAGGGGAGUCUCCACCUGCAGCUGUGGAUGUGUGUGGGAGGGGAGUCUCCACCUGCAGCUGUGGAUGUGUGUGGGAGGGGAGUCUCCACUUGCAGCUGUGGAUGUGUGGGAGGGGAGUCUCCACCUGCAGCUGUGGAUGUGUGGGAGGGGAGUCUCCACCUGCAGCUGUGGAUGUGUGUGGGAGGGGAGUCUCCACCUGUAGCUGUGGAUGUGUGUGGGAGGGGAGUCUCCACCUGCAGCUGUGGAUGUGUGUGGGAGGGGAGUCUCCACCUGCAGCUGUGGAUGUGUGUGGGAGGGGAGUCUCCACCUGCAGCUGUGGAUGUGUGUGGGAGGGGAGUCUCCACCUGCAGCUGUGGAUGUGUGGGAGGGAGUCUUCACCUGCAGCUGUGGAUGUUUGGUCCAGUUCACAGUCGUUAG
Knipowitschia caucasica is the source of this 3625-nucleotide messenger RNA. The record is from the annotation of a GenBank genome assembly. Lineage: Eukaryota; Metazoa; Chordata; Actinopteri; Gobiiformes; Gobiidae.